CCUUUUUCUAAUUGGUUCCAUGAUUUUAGCUCACUUAAUCCUUGUUGCUACACCUUUCUCUUGUCGAAUCGUAGAUGCAGGCAACUAUCUCAAUGUCCAUCCUCUGUUCGUUCAAAUGCAACUUCACAUAAGUGGGCAUUUGGUGCCAUAGCUGAGCUUCUGGAUAAUGCAGUUGAUGAGAUGAUUUUUUCAAUGCAUGAGCUAUGAAAUUAGCUGAAUUCUUAAAUGGGUUUUAAGCUAUAUAAUUUUCUUUGACCUUGUAUGGCUAACUAAGCUAUUAGUUAUGAAUAGCUUUUUCUUCUCAUUUUGUUAUCUCCCUACCCUACAAUUAGUUUUCUUUUUGGGUCUUGAUUUGGCAGUAUUUAACACCAUAGACCAUUUAAGCAGUGGAGGAAAAUUGUAAAAAUUUAAGAACUGUAAGAAUCUUUUCACUUGGGAAAAAAUUUAAGCAACAUUUCAUAACACCAUAGACCAGGUGUCCACUAAAUAGAGGUUGAAUUAAGCAGAUAACAUUUGGUCUUGAUAAUAAAAGUCAUUAUGUGCCUUUAAUGCAUCAGUUGUGCAAUAGUUGGUUCUUGACAUUCAUGCUAUAUGAUCAAAUUUAGUACAUACAUUUUUAACUGUACUUUGAUGUCAGAUUCAAGUUAUACCAAUAUUUUAUUUUUAAAUUGUUACUAUAUAGAUUUUUGGAACUUCUUAUUGUCUAUUUCAUAUGCUGUUCUGUUCCUUUUAUGCGUAUUUGCCUUUCAUUUUAUUAUUCUUUAUUUGCAUCAUUGGCUUCUGUUCAAAUGCUAGAUCCAAAAUGGGGCUACCUAUGUCAUUGUAGAUAGAAUUUCAAACCCAAAGGAUAAAAGUCCAGCAUUAUUGAGGUAUGUUGACUUAUAGGAAGUUCCUUUUUAUAGUUUUGGAGUCUAAUUGUUUGCUCUUUAUGUGCACACUUGGCAAUAAGAUGAUGGUGGUGGAAUGGAUCCAGAAGCAAUGCGUCGUUGCAUGAGUUUUGGAUUUUCAGAUAAGUCAAAACUUGCAAUUGGACAGUGUAUGGACUAUGGCAAUAUUUUUGUGGUGAUUCUGCUAUUCUCUUCUCUAUUUAUAUUUCAAUUUGGCCAUACAGAUGAAAAUGGCUUCAAGAAUAGUACCAUGAGACUGGGUGCGGAUGUCAUUGUCUUCAGCCGCCAUCUGAAUAAUGGGAUACUGACUCAAAGCAUUGGGCUUCUGUCUUAUACAUACAUGAUGCAAACACAGCUUGACAGAAUUGUAGUACCCAUGGUGCAUUAUCAGAUCAAUACAUCAAGCGUUUCCUUCGAAAUAUUAAAUGACCAAGAGCAUUUUAUUUCCAAUUUGUCCAUAAUGUUGCACUGGUCUCCAUUCACAUCAGAAAUAGAACUUUUGAAACAACUUGACGAAAUUGGAUGUCAUGGUACUAAAAUUAUUAUCUACAACUUGUGGUUCAAUGAUGAUAGCAAUAUGGAAUUAGAUUUUGAUUUUGAUACUGAGGAUAUUUGUAUUGCUGGGGAUAUCAAGAGGGAGGUUGAUGCACUUUCUUCCUGGGAGACAUUGAAUGAACAACACACAGCUAACCGGCUUCGAUAUUCUCUACGUGUUUACUUGUCCAUAUUGUACUUGAGGUUACCAGAAAGCUUUACAAUUAUAUUGCGAGGGCAAGUUGUGGAUCUACAUAACAUUGCAGACGAUCUUCAGUAUCCUGAAUUUAUCUUGUAUAAACCACAUAGUUCAGACGAGUCUGCUGUUGUGACAACAAUUGGAUUCGUUAAGGAAGCUCCUGAAGUCAAUGUCCAUGGCUUCAAUAUAUAUCACAAAAAUCGGCUGAUCCUGCCUUAUUGGCAGGUUGUGAGCUAUCUGAGAAGUAGAGGCAGAGGAGUUGUCGGUGUCCUGAAAGCAGAUUUUAUUCAGCCUACUCAUAAUAAGCAAGAUUUUGAGAGGACUUCCUUGUUUGCAAAGCUUGAACAUCGCUUGAAGGAAAUGACGUGGGAAUACUGGGAUUGUCAUUGUCAACUACUUGGGUAUCAGAAAAAGAGGCCUAAGUCUCAGGUCCCCAUUGAUACUUUGCCGCCAAAACCACCUGGCUUUGAAAUACCGUGGCAUUGAACAAAAGUACCUAUCCACAUAGCACGUUUGAGCAAGACUACUGCAUGUUCUGAAGACCAGGAGGAAGACCAAGGCACUAUACACUUGAUACAAGUGAACACAGAACUCCGUGCAAGGUGUUUGGAAUUUGAAAAGACAAAUGAAGAACUUUGUCACAAGGUGACAGAGCUUAGAAGCAAAAUUCAAGACGCUAAGCUUGAGUAUAAUAGCCUUUUGUCUCAAGUGCACUACCAGGACCUGAUGCUAACAUGUAGUGUAGAUGGUACACCUCUUGCAGCCUAGCUUUGUUUCUCCAGAAUUUGUUUUUUUGGUGGAAGGUUCUCUAGUUUGAAACAAUGUUGUAUGAUAUGGGGAUGGAUUCUUCAUGUGAAAAUAUAAACAUGGUUAUGUGCAGAUUUUUUUGGCCCCAAUAUAGCUCUCGCAAGAGAAUAUAAUAUAUAGUGAAAGUUAUGUGAGAGUUUAGCCCA
Arachis ipaensis is the source of this 2573-nucleotide messenger RNA. Its product is annotated as protein MICRORCHIDIA 6-like. NCBI's taxonomy places the organism in Eukaryota, Viridiplantae, Streptophyta, Magnoliopsida, Fabales, Fabaceae. The record is from RefSeq and is a predicted model, not a curated record. Gene Ontology annotation, cellular component: nucleus. Gene Ontology annotation, molecular function: ATP hydrolysis activity.